Molecule: messenger RNA, 3643 nt
Organism: Pygoscelis adeliae (Adelie penguin)
Lineage: Eukaryota; Metazoa; Chordata; Aves; Sphenisciformes; Spheniscidae
Gene: EXOC6
Product: exocyst complex component 6
Exons: 25
Coding region: 139-2640 (833 amino acids)
Biological process (GO): exocytosis; Golgi to plasma membrane transport; intracellular protein transport
Cellular component (GO): membrane; exocyst
Source: RefSeq, a predicted model, not a curated record
AAAGUCCUCAGGAGUCACGAGGUUAGCGCAGGAUCUGUUUUUUCAUGCCUGGUUUUGCUGACUACAGAGUUACUUAGUCAACGAUAAUAAUCAGAAUAAAAGUCCUCUCCUAAAGUUAGACUAGUUUUAUGUUAAUCUAUGGCAAGGAAAAGCAAGUCAAAUCUGCCAGAACUGUAUCUAGAAGAAAACAAAGAUCAGAUAUAUGAAAAUGCCCUUGCUGAGAUCCAGUCCUUUGAGCUGCCUCUUGGAACCACCCUAAGGUCUGUAUAUGAUGACCAACCAAACGCACAUCAGAGGUUUAUGGAAAAACUAGAUGCCUGCAUACGUAACCAUGACAGGGAGAUAGAAAAGAUGUGCAAUUUUCACCAUCAGGGCUUUGUGGAUGCUAUUACAGAACUUCUUAAAGUUAGGGCUGAUGCAGAAAAAUUGAAGGUCCAAGUUACUGAUACCAACCGAAGGCUUCAGGAUGCUGGGAAAGAGGUGAUAGCCCAAACAGAGGAAAUCAUCCGAUGUAGAGUUCAGCAACGGAAUAUUACAACAGUUGUGGAAAAACUACAGUUGUGUCUUCCAGUGCUGGAAAUGUACAGCAAACUGAAAGAACAGAUGAAUGUAAAAAGAUACUAUUCUGCUUUAAAAACAAUGGAACAGCUAGAAAAUCUAUAUCUUCCUAGAGUUAGCCAAUACCGUUUUUGCCAGAUAAUGAUAGAAAAUCUUCCAAAACUGCGUGAAGAAAUAAAAGAAAUAUCCAUGUCAGAUCUCAAGGAUUUCUUAGAGAGUAUUCGAAAGCAUUCUGACAGAAUUGGGGAAACUGCCAUGAAGCAGGCACAGCAGCAGAAAACCUUUAGUACCGCUCUUAAAAAAAAUGUAAACUAUGGUCGGAAUAUGCAUUUAGGUAGAAGCAGAAUUUUGGAAUCCAAGAACGAAAUUACAUUGAAGCGAACGUUUGAAGAAGAUGAUGAACAUGAAGAAGAGGUUUUAACUGCUCAAGAUCUUGUAGACUUUUCUCCAGUCUAUAGGUGUUUGCACAUCUACUCAGUUUUGGGUGAUGGAGAAAUAUUUGAAAAUUACUACAGAAAACAAAGAAGGAAACAAGCAAGAUUAGUUCUGCAGCCACAGUCAAGCAUGCAUGAAACAGUAGAAGGCUAUAGAAGAUACUUCAGUCAAAUUGUAGGUUUCUUUGUAGUAGAAGACCACAUUUUACAUGUAACCCAAGGACUGGUAACUAGAACAUAUACUGAUGAACUCUGGAACAUGGCCCUUUCCAAGAUCAUUGCUGUUCUAAGAACACAUUCAUCAUAUUGCAGUGAUCCCGACCUUGUUCUGGAACUGAAGAAUCUCAUUGUAGUAUUUGCUGAUACUUUGCAGGGCUAUGGUUUUCCUGUGAACCGACUAUUUGAUCUUUUAUUUGAGAUAAGAGACCAGUACAAUGAAACACUUCUUAAAAAGUGGUCUGGACUGUUCAGGGAUAUUUUUGAAGCGGACAACUACAGCCCUAUUCCUGUAGCAAAUGAAGAGGAAUACAAAAUAGUUAUAAGCAAAUUUCCUUUUCAAGAUCCAGAACUUGAUAAGCAAUCCUUUCCAAAGAAGCUUCCAAUGUCUCAGUCAGUGCCUCAGAUUUAUAUCCAGGUUAAGGAAUUUAUUUAUGCAAGCCUUAAGUUUUCAGAGUCACUUCAUCGCAGCUCAACAGAAAUAGAUGAUAUGCUCAGAAAAUCUACAAAUUUGCUGCUUACAAGAACUCUAAGUAGUUGUUUACAGAACCUAAUUAAAAAACCUCAUAUAGGUUUAACCGAGCUUGUUCAAAUCAUCAUAAACACAACACACCUGGAACAAGCCUGUAAAUACCUUGAGGAUUUUAUAUCUAACAUUACAAAUAUUUCACAAGUGACUGUUCACACUGCAAGACUUUAUGGACUUUCUACAUUUAAGGAUGCAAGGCAUGCUGCAGAAGGAGAAAUAUACACAAAACUUAACCAAAAAAUAGAUGAAUUUAUUCAGAUUGCUGAUUAUGAUUGGACAAUGUCUGAAUCAGAUGGAAGAGCCAGUGGAUACUUAAUGGACCUUAUUAACUUUUUAAGAAGCACGUUUCAAGUUUUUACUCAUUUACCUAAUAACAACAAUGACCAUGCAGCUAUGUCGGGGAAAGUGGCCCAGACAGCUUGCAUGUCAGCCUGCCAGCAUCUUUCGACGUCCCUAAUGCAGAUGCUACUGGACAGUGAAUUAAAACAAAUAAGCAUGGGAGCAAUUCAGCAGUUUAAUUUAGAUGUGAUACAGUGUGAAUUGUUUGCUAGUUCUGAGCCUGUGCCAGGAUUCCAGGGAGACACCCUGCAGUUAGCUUUCAUCGACCUCAGACAAGAAAUGUUUAGAGUGACCAAGAUUUGUCUUUGUCCAGUUCUGAUUCUGGUCCUUCAUGUUUUAGUUCCAAUCUAUUGGUGUUAUAAUUUUGGGGAUGAGCAUUACUGGAGAUCUGUGACGUUUUAUCAGACUGAGAAGUUUGAAGUUCACAGAGGAAUGAAAGACUCUAGCAAAAAGAACAACAUUUUUGCUCAGUUCAGGAAGAAUGACCGUGACAAGCAGAAGCUAAUAGAGACUGUAGUAAAGCAACUUAGGAGUUUAGUGAACGGUAUGUCCCAGCACACAUAGGCCUCUUGAAUCGACGGUAUCUCAUCGCGCCGAGAGGUAUUUCUUAGCCACUAUUUCUACUAAGCAAACAGUGAUAUCAGUUAGGACAUUCGUUUGACCGAGUAAAGGAAAAAUGCAGUAGAUGGCUUGUACGGGGAGUCUUCAGCAAACAAUUCUUUGUACGUAUUUUUAAUGGAUCGAAUACUAUUUUGUAUAUUGUAAACAAAUGGUGAAAAAUGAGACUGUACAAUAAAAACCAGCUCAAUCGUAUUGUACAUGGAACAGCUGAACUGUAAAUACGUUAUUUAAAUAUCUGCAGACACGGUGUCCAAAAUUUUGCUCCGGGUAGGAAUUAUUUGAGAAAUGAUCCCUUAGUUGCUGUUUUCUGGGUGAACUCUAAUUUAAUGUUUUCUAAGCAUUGAGAUACUUGCGUUUCAGAUGCAACCUAUCGUUUUCCUGCAUUAAAUGUAUAUUAGCCUUAAAGUGACUGGACAUAAUUUUGUAUACCAGAUUUUGUAGUCUGGAGGCAUGAAAAAAUCUUCUGAUUUUUAAUGCCUUUGAAAACUACCUGAGAACUAGACUUGAUACUUAUUUAGCGUUAGGGCUUAUAGGCUUUGUUCUCCAAAAGGGUUUAAUCUUGAGGUUGUGAGUGUAAAUAACCAUUUUUCUUUAUAAUGUGAUAUUUUGUUUUGCUUUGGUUUUGUUCCUCAGGGUUACUAUUUCUAACUGUACUUUUGUAAGAUCCCGGGUUCUUUCCCCCAGGUUGCAGCAAGGAGUAGAUUUGCCACUGUUGGUUUCGUGCCGCAUCUGUUUGUCAGUAUGCGCUUUCUUUCCACCACCAGACCCAUCCCAGCGACCAGCAUUUCGUCCCACCGCCAGUCUCUUUGCACUGUCCCCUCCUGGCUAUUUUAGACACAAAGAGAAUGUUUAACAAAUACAAACCAAAUGGAACAUGUAAAAAUAAUGUACAUUUUCGCUGUAUUUUUAAGUUAUUGACGGUCUAAAUACAGUAAUAUAAACCUCA